Messenger RNA from Poeciliopsis prolifica (blackstripe livebearer), 4913 nucleotides. RefSeq names its product NACHT, LRR and PYD domains-containing protein 12-like. Lineage: Eukaryota; Metazoa; Chordata; Actinopteri; Cyprinodontiformes; Poeciliidae. The transcript has 7 exons. The record is from RefSeq and is a predicted model, not a curated record. The coding region runs from base 445 to 3324 and encodes 959 amino acids. Gene Ontology annotation, molecular function: protein binding.
AGUUCACAGUUGAGAAUCAGGCCUUCAUCUCUAAGCAUUGUGUCCUUGAAGAGCGACAGCUCCAAGGAUGAAAUGCCUUUUUUUGCUCCUGAAACACCUCCAAGGUUCAUACUGAUCUGCUCCUCGCCCGCCUGACUGUUCACUCCUGGUUCUCAUGCCACUCAUCUGUCUUCCCUGUAGCUCUUAAGCUAGUCAGUUUCUCUCACUGCUUGUUGGACCUUCAAUCAAGUUUCCUUUUCACCUUUAUUUUUCCUUUUUUAUGUUCAUUUCUUCUGCACCUGUAAGUUUUCUUCACUCCCUUUUUUUAAAUUAAAAAAAUAAUUUUUACAAACCUCCCCCUACCUUUUUUACAUUUGUGUCCUCAAACAACACAUACAUCUCAUCUCUUAAACUAUAUCUAUUGAGUCCUUAUUGUGACUGACAUAUACCAAAACAGGAAUUUUGAUGUUUUGUUUGUCCUGUUUUAGCCAAGCACUGCAUUGUUCAAUGUGCAACAAGGAUUCAGCAGACCAAGACCCAAUGCAUUGUGGAUGCCGGUUAUGCAGAGAGUGUGCUGCCUCAGAAUCACACCGAUCUCCUUCAACAGUGGACACAUGUUGUCCAAAAUGUGGAAAGAAACCCAAAAGAACAGAUGGAGAAGAAGACAUUUCAAAACUAAAGAAGAAGCUUCAAAAAGCCAUGCAAAAUAAAUUUUCAGUCACAGGUGAAGGUAAUGGUGACCAACAAAUUUCACUGAAAAGUAUUUUCACAACUCUCUACAUCAUCAUUGGUGAGAAUAAAGAACUUUCUGAAGAACAUGAGUCCAGACACCUAAAAGGCAGUAUUCAAACAUCAUUGGAUUCCUCAGUGAACCUCACUGAUAUCUUUAAACCUUUGACAGACCAGGAGAACCCCAACAGAAUAGUCAUAACUAAGGGAAUUGCUGGAAUUGGAAAAUCUUUUUCUGUUCAGAAGUUCAUCCUUGACUGGGCUGAAGAGAAAGCAAACCAACACGUUGAUUUUGUUUUCUGUCUUACUUUCCGAGAGUUGAAUCUGGUUACAAGAAAGAAAAGCCUCAAUGAGUUGCUGGUAGAGUUUUAUCCAGAGCUCAAACCCCUGAAAGAUUCCUUGGCUUAUGCCAAAGCAAAGGUAAUUGUGAUCCUUGAUGGCUUGGAUGAAAGCCGACAUCCACUGGACUUUCAGGACAUGAAGACAGUGUCGUCUCUCAGGGAUGCAACAUCUGUCGGUAACUUACUCGUAAACCUCAUCAAAGGUAACCUUCUUCCUGAAGCAAACAUCUGGAUAACAUCCCGUCCAGCAGCAGCCAAUCAGAUCCCUGCUGAGCAUGUCAACAUGGUGACAGAAAUAAGAGGAUUCACUGAUCCUCAGAAAGAGGAAUAUUUCAAAAAGAGAUACAGUGAUGAUCCGAGUCUUGCUGAGAAAAUAACGUCUCAUAUCCAGUCCUCGCAAAGUCUUGACAUCAUGUGCCAGAUUCCAAUCUUCUGUUGGAUUUCUGCUGUUUUAUUCCAGGAGCUCUUUGGUGGAGAGCCAGACACUGACAUCCCUCAGACUCUGACAGAGAUGAUGGCACAGUUUGUUUUUGUUCAAACAAAACGCAGAAGCAGAAAAUAUGAAGUGAAGAGUGAGACACACAAAGGAAAUCUUCUACAGACACACAAAGAGUUUCUUCUUAAACUUGGGAAGCUGGCAUUUAACCAGCUUCUUGAAAAUAAAUUAAUCUUUUAUGAGGAAGACCUGAGAAAAAGCGAUAUUGACACUCAAGAAGCGUCCAUCUACACUGAGUUUUGUAACACAGUUCUUAGAGAAGAAGAAAUCUUCUACCAGAGAAAAAUCCACUCCUUUGUGCAUCUGACAGUCCAAGAGUUCUUUGCAGCUCUCUAUGUUUAUGAAUGUUUUGUAACCAAUCAAACCAAACAGCUUGAGAAGUUUCUUGAUUUGGAGGACAAAGACCAUGCUUUAGUUGAUCUUGCAAAGAAGACAGUUGAAAAAGUCCUGCAGAAGAAGAAUGGUCAUUUAGAUUUUUUCUUGCGAUUCCUCCUUGGUCUCAUGGUUGAACCCAACCGAAGAGCCCUUCAGGGCAUGUUGACAUCCGUGGACCCAAAUGACGAUACAGACAAGAAAGUCUUGACUUACCUGAGAUCAAUCCGAAGAAAGAACUUGUCUCCAGAUAGCUGCAUCAACAUUUUUCAGACCAUGGUUGAGAUGAGAGAUAACAAACUCAAAGACGAGAUUCAAGAAUAUCUUAAAAUGGAUGACCGUCCUAAAAGAGAGUUGACUCCCCUGCACUGCUCAGCCCUGGCAUACAUGCUGCAAGUGUCCAAGAAUGAACUGGAGGAGUUGAAUUUAAAGAGUUAUAACACAACGGAUGAAGGCAGGAGGAGACUCAUUCCAGCUGUGAGAAGCAGUAAGAAGGCAGUGUUAAAGGACUGUAAAGUGACUGGAGAGUGGAUUGGACAUCUGGUCUUUGGUCUAAAGUUUUCAUUUUCACCACUGCAAGAUCUGGACCUCAGCAACAACGAUCUGAAGGAUUCAGGAGUGGAGAUGCUCUGUGAUGGACUGUCCAAUCCUGCUUGCAAACUCAAAAUAUUGAGGUUGUCUGGUUGCCUCAUCACAGAGAAAGGAUGUGAACAUCUGGCCUCAGCGCUGAAGUCCAACCCGUCCCACCUGGUUGAACUGGACCUGAGCUACAACAAUCUGGGAGAAACAGGAAAGAAGCUGAUUUCUGACUGUCAGCUCAAAAAAUUCAAGUCCGAUCAUGAUGGACCCCAUCGGAUGAAACCAGGAUUUAAGAAGUAUGCCUCCACACUCACCCUGAACUCCAGCACUGCACACAAGAAGCUGCUUCUCUCUGACGGGAACAGAAAGGUGACCUGGGUGGAGAAGGAGCAGCCUUAUCCGGACCACACAGAAUGGUUUGAUCGAUGUCUGCAGGUUCUGUGUGAACAGGGCCUAAAGGAGCGCUGCUACUUUGAGUUGGAGCUGGUGGAGCCCUGCGCCGUUGGCUUAACGUACAGCAGCAUCGGCAGGAAAGGAGAAGGAGAGGACUGCAAGUUGGGCCUGAAUGAUAAAUCCUGGUGCAAGAUUUGCUCAGAGGAAGGUUGCCACAUACAGCACAAUGGUAACAGAGUUUCAGUUUCCUCUUUGCGCUGCUCUCGUGUUGCAGUGUAUCUGGAUUGGGAAGCUGGCAGCAUCUCUUUCUACAAAGGUUCUCAUGACAACCUGACCCGACUCUACACCUUCAAAGAUAUAACAUUCAGAGAGGCUCUCUAUCCUGCUGUCGAACUGUUUCCUCACUCUUCUGCUGCGUUUUGUCAGAUAAAAUAAGAUGUUUUAAUGUAGUACGGGGGAUGUAUAUACAUUUUUAUAAUCCACAUUAAAAUAUGGUUCUUACACUGUUUCAUGUCGUAGUACAACAGUUUUUUAAAUAAGAAAAUAGAUGUUCUAUUCCUACUAAAGCUCAUGCAAAGUAAAUCACAUAAAAGUCAUUUAACAUGGUAGCUUGAAACACUGUAAACCCACUACAGAGUGGAUUGAACUUCUAGUCUUUGAACAAAAGUUUCUAUUUUUCCCACCAAGAUCUGGAUCUGAUGGAUUCAGGUGUAAAACCUCCGAUGCCUGUGGAGUCCAUGCUGCAAACUCAAAACACUGAGGUGAACAUACAACUGGAGUUUCUUAUCUAACGGAAAUUACAUAGUAAUAUUGCUUCUUAAAGAGCAAUAAACUUUAAAUUCAAAUGAACACUGGAGCUGGAAGAGAUUUUAAAUAUCCAAGAUAAAUAAACAAAACAACAGAAACAACUAAUAAGAUGAAUUAUGAAACCUCUGUAAGCAAAAUUGUCCUUCAUAAAAAGGAUUAAUUGAGGCCAAAGUGCCAGACUGGAGACUUUUUUGUUGUUGUUGGUAGAAAGAAAAAAGAGAAAAUGAUAAAUUACUGAGCUCAAUUUAAUUUAUUGUAUGAAUAAUUAUUUUAUUGCUUUUUGUGACAGGCCUAUGUAAUACAGUACAUAAUAUAUAAUGAAAAUGAGGUUUAGUUAUCAGGUGUGUUAAACAGCUGCUUGCAGGACGAUUCGUUUAUUGAUUAAAAUGACUAAAUGUUUGAUUUAACAGAAAAACUAAAACAUUUUUUUGACUCUCAUCCUGUCUGAGGUUUUGUUUGUGCUUUUUUAUUAAAUGUAAAAUAGUAUUAUGAUCGGUUUUUAGAACAGUAUUCAGGUAAACAUCAGUAAAACAACUUUCUUUUGAGUGUUUUGUAAAUAUUUAAAUGAAUUUUAAUGGUAGACUGUUGUACUCCAACACUGUAGAUGAUGAAUCUAACGUCAAAUUAGUUUGAUGUUGAAUAAUAUCUGCAAUUUAUAUUCUUACAAUUUUAUACAAAAAUGUUAAUUUGUGUUUGUUGGAUAAAUUGUGAUGUUAUUAAUCAAAUAUUUGUAUUUUUAUGUAACUUUAUAAUGUGUCUUUUCUUAUAUGCUUUUAUUGUUUAAUUUCAUCUUAGCAUUAAGAAUGUUUCUGUAUUGUUGAAUUAUUCUGAUUCUGUUCUCAGAAGGCCUCACUGAAGGAAAGCAGAGACAACAGGUUUCUGCAGGUUUAUCUCUCAGCGGGAAGCAAGGCCUCUUUGACCGGCUAGAUUGCUAUAAAACUGAUCAUGAAGAUGUACAACUUGUUCUGUUUAACUCUGUGUCUGGAACGAGACUAUCUAGUGUUAGAUACCUUGAGUUUAGUUUUAGUUAGUGAUUGUCAUUGGCGCUGUAGCUAUGUGAUGAAGUGUUUUCCCCUCCCUUUAGAGCUACAGCGUUCUUUGUGAUUAAGGAUCCUGAAAACAAUAAAAAGAGAGGAGCAGGCAAAUGUGGUUUCAGACGGUAGGAGAUUGUGACUGAAAGCACAUCUCUGUCUGUUCUCCUCACGAGUCAGAAAGAA